AUGUCCCUCUUAAAACCUCCGAAACUUGUCGCUUCUACGGGGACAACCUAUAAUUGCACUGUCGCCGAAACCUCUGCCAGGGAAUUGUCCGUGCAAAAAUGGUCAGGCCUAGGAAAUCCACAUGAGAGUAAUCUCUUCAAGAGCGCGCAGUGGUCCCCGGAUGGAACAUGUGUCCUUUCAAACAGCGAGGACAACAUUCUCCGCACGUUUGUCCUACCGGUGGAUCUUCUUGACCCUUCCGAUGCGCCGAAAUCCCUAACGCCGUACUCGCAAACCGCGUCCGCGGAACCGGUAUCAUGCCUCGCGAUUUACCCCUCCAUGUCCCUCGCCGACCCGGCGACCUGCUGUUUCCUGAAGUCCACGCGCGACCACCCGAUCCAUCUACACGACCUCCUCGUAUCAAACACCCGCGCUUCUUACCCGCUCAUCAACCCGCAAACCGAAAAGUACCUCUCCCCUCAGUCGAUGCUUUUCACGCCCAAAGACGCAAACAAGUUUAUCGCCGGAGCCACUUCCCAGAUAUCCUUCUUUGACCUUCAGCGGCCCGGCGAGGGGCCGUAUCUAGAUCUUAAAACUAUCCCGACGCGACGGAGCGUGCAGACCGGUGAGACUAUGAAGGGGGUUGUCUCGGCUCUGGCUAUCGAUAAUGGGGUUCUUGCUGCCGGGACGCUCUCACGCCAGGUGGGGCUCUAUGAUGAUUGCGGGAGUGGAAGCACCAUCGGCGUGUUCACGGUUGAUGGCGAGGGCGGUGGUAUUACGCAAUUGUUAUGGAGUAAAUGUGGGAGGUAUCUACAUGUUGUUGAGAGGAAGAGUGACGUGAUAUCCGUUUACGAUGUUCGCGUUGCUGGCGAGAAGGUGGAGAGCCUUGAGGGGAGGAUGGCGCAGACAAAUCAGAGGAUAGGGGUUGAUAUCGCGUAUUCGCUCGAGGGGGAAGUGGUAUCUGGUGGGAUUGGUGGGAUGGUUAGCGUCUGGGGGACGGGUGGGAAGGGCGAGAAGGGGUUUGAGUGGAAAGCUCAUGACGAUGUAGUCAGCGGUGUUGCGAUUCAUCCAGGGGGCGUGGUGAUGGCCACUUGCUCGGGCACUAGGAAACUAAGCAGUCUUGGUGAAGACUCGGAUGAUGAUGAGAGCUCGGAAGAGAGAAAGUGGGAUAACGGCUUAAUGAUUUGGGCAAUAUGA
Molecule: messenger RNA, 1176 nt
Organism: Tuber melanosporum (Perigord truffle)
Lineage: Eukaryota; Fungi; Ascomycota; Pezizomycetes; Pezizales; Tuberaceae
Exons: 2
Coding region: 1-1176 (391 amino acids)
Molecular function (GO): protein binding
Source: RefSeq, a predicted model, not a curated record